Messenger RNA from Didymodactylos carnosus, 3903 nucleotides. Lineage: Eukaryota; Metazoa; Rotifera; Eurotatoria; Philodinida; Philodinidae. The record is from the annotation of a GenBank genome assembly.
AUGGGCACUAUUCAUUUGACAGCGAAUGACUUAUUCAACUGGAAUAAUAUUAUCAUUAUUGGAUGGCUUGCAUUAAUUUUUGCACCAUUUCGAAAAUUAUCAAAAUAUUUAAUUCUAUUACCAGCAUUAUUUCUAUCAAUAAUAUAUAGUUUGAUAUUAUUUAAAACAGUAUUUUUAAGAGAAAAAAAUAGUCCACCAUUAGAUUUUUUUCAUUUAUCAGGAUGGAUGGCUUUAUUAAAAGAUCCGUCAAUGAUUGUUGGUACAACGAGUCAUUUUUGUAUUAUGGAUUUAUGGGUUGGUAAAUGGAUAGUCUAUGAUUUUUAUAGUAAAUAUACUUAUGGGUAUAGUAUUACUCGUAAUUCAAAUGGUACAUAUGCAAUUAAUAAAUCAUGGACAUAUCAAAGAAUUCUAUUUACUAUUAUACUUCUCUUAAGUUAUAUGGUUGCACCACUUGGAUUUUUGGUUUAUAACAUAGCAAAAUAUUCAUUUUUAAAAAAAUAUAAAACUCAACAUCGUAUUGAUGUUGAAAAUGAACAAGGCUUCAUUGAAAGAAUAGGGAUUAAUCAACAACAUAGUGAUUUAUUAAAUCCUCAUUCUGUUCGAUUUGGCGAUAAACUUCCAUCACCAUUACGUAAAAUUUAUCAUUUUAUAAUCGGUAUUUUUGGAUUAAUUGUCUUAUUUACCAUUGUUCUACCAGCUUAUAUUGGUUUAGUAAUUUAUUGUCGAAUUGUUUAUCGAAAGUCAUCGUCAUCUUCUUCUAUUCAUCAGUCAGAUAUCGUUCCAAACAAGUUAAUCCCUGAAUUUGUUCGUAAUGUAACAGCCAAUAUGAAAUUUACAUCAUUUACUACACCGAUAAAUAAAAGGAAUUGGUUAUGGUAUUUAAAAUUUCUAUUAUUACAAAUAGCAACAUUUAUUGAAUAUAUUCCUAAUUCCUUUAAUCCACACAUGUUAUUUCAAUCAUUAGAAGAUUAUUUUAAAAAAAUAUAUGAUGUACCUUAUUAUGCAUUUGGUGAUGGUAUUGGCAUUAAUUCCUAUGAUUUAGUAAAACGAUAUUUACAAGAUAUUCCUCCACGUAAAGAUUUUGAAUCAUUAGGUUGGAAAGUAUCAUCAUCUCAAGCCACAUUUUGUGAUUUUACAACAAUUUUUCUUUCAUCGGAUAAUCCUGAUAUGACAUUAGGUCGUCAGAUUAUAUUUAAAUGGUUACAUGCUUUUCCCUAUAAUUUACAUAAAACAAAUUAUCAGGCACAACUUUAUUUAUCGAGAAUAGUACCACGUAAAACAGAUGAAAAACCGGAUGAUAUUCUUGUUUAUCAAGCUAUUGGAGAAGUAAUGUUCUUUUUAGCCACUGGAGGUGAAUUAACAAAAAAUGAACGAACAGCUUAUGUUGAUUGUGUUAAAAAUCCAUUAAUAUUUUUUCCAAACUGGCUUAAUUUUUUAUUAGGUGGACAUUAUUUUGAACGAAAAACAUUAGGAAGUUAUUAUACAAUUCUUCAAGCAUUUUCACGUUAUGUUGAUGGACCCGCUUUACAAGCAGCAUUUAAUGCAGCAGAUAAUAAAAAGUCUAAAAGUGAAAUUUUAAAACUUGUUGCCAUUGUAUUUUCUAUAGCUGGAAGUGCUGCUCCUGCUAAAUUAGCGGUAUCUGUUAUUGAAAAAUUAUGGUCAAAAAAUGAAAAAGAGAAAGAAAAAAAUAUUUUAUUAUUUCAAAAAAAUCCACAUAAUUUUAUUAAAGAAGUUGCUCGAUUAGAUAAAGCAGUUCCAAUGGUAAAUGUAUUAGCCACUAGUGAAAUUGCUAAUGAAAUUGAAAAUAAUUUUAAAAAUAAAAAUUCAAAUAUAAAAAUUUAUGAAAAUACACCGUUACAUUGUUCAAUUGUUAAUGCAAAUCGUGAUAAAGAAAUGUUUAAAAAUCCAGAUGAUUUUAUACCAGAUCGUACUGAAAUAAAUAAAAUUAUUGUAUGGAAUGGAGUUGAAGAAGAUAUUUUGAAUAUGGAUGAAGCGAAGAGACCCGUACGCUAUUGUCCCGGUCAUGAUUUAUCUAUUGAUGUUAUUAAAUAUGUUACUGAACGAUUUUUACCCGUUGUAUACGAUAGUACGAAUAGUUCUGCUCGACAACAAGAAAGAAUAGAAGAGACAAAUAAGUUUUAUACGAAUGGUGUUUUAUCGAAUGAUGAUCACAAACAUGAAGAAGACGACAAUAUAUUGGAGAAAACAAAUGAUAAUAGAAUAAUUUCUUCAACAAAACAACCUACAGAUGAUAUGUCAAAUGAAAAUGAAACAAAAUUUGCUUUAUUUAAUUCAAGUUUUAAUCAAUUGUCUGAUGAUCAACGUUAUUAUGAUGUAUUGGAUAAUUAUACAAAAGUAGUAAUAGAAUUAAUGAAAGUGGCUGUUAAAGACUCAAAUUUAUCUCCACCACGUGGUAUUGAUAUUAUUCCACCAUUUAAUUUACCAGCACAAGAUUUACAUCUCUUACGUAUUGAUAUGGCAAAAUUUAUACCCAGUUGGGAUGAAGAUGAACCAAAUGGUUCAUCAUUAAAACGUAACUUUGCUCGUUGGUUAGUUAAUCAAAAUAUAUGGGAUUUUAAGGAUUCAUUAGAUGAAUUUGAUACACCAGAACAAGCUAUUGCCUGGCGUUUAAAAAUGUUUAGUGCAUUACCACUACCAAAUGUUUUUUAUAAAGAAAUGUCAUCCGAUGAUAUGAUGACUCAAUUAGCAUUUUCUGGUUGUGCAUGUCAUCAUACUCAACGUGUUUAUAAACCAUGGGAACCUGGUCAUGGUAUACCAGAUAGUAAAUUAUUGAAAGAUGCUGUCUAUGUUAAUGAUAUGACCGGUUUAUCAAUGUUUCGUGUUCGACAACCAUUUGAACGUUAUGGUGCUGCUGCUUAUUUUGAUAGUAAUUAUAAAAUUAUUGGUAUUUAUUGGUCUCAUGGAUCUCGAUUAGUUAAACCAAAUGAUCGAUUUUGGGAACAUGCAAAAUAUGUUUGGCGUUCAACAUUUUUUGCUUAUGUAACAAUACGUGAUCAUUUAAUUGUUACACAUAUGAUUGAAUGUAAUGCAUUUGUUAGUGCAUCACGUCAACAUUUACCAUUUGAUCAUCCAUUAAGAAUAUUUAUUAAACCAUUUACAUAUCAUACAGUAUCCGUUAAUUAUCAAGCAGCAUUGGCAUUAGUUAAUAAUCGUGGUCUUGUACAUAGAAUAUGGGCAUUUGAUUAUGAUGAAUUUUUAAAAGUAUGUGAUUAUAUAUCGAUGAAUUAUAAAUUUCGUUUAUUACCUGAUUUUAUUGAUAAAUCGAUGGAUGCAGAUAAUAAUAAUAAAACAAAAGAUGAAUGGGAUAAAAUUUAUCCUAUUCAUCGUGAUCUUAAUGAAUUUUGGAAUAUUAUUCAUAAAUAUGUUGAAAACUUUUUUGAGAUUAAUUAUAAUUUAUCAAUUAAUGAUGAUAAUGAUAAUUUACCAGAUGAUUUAUAUAUAACAAAAUUUAUUCAAGAAAUAUGUAAACAAAUUGGAAUUGCUGGUAUUACAUCAUUAAAAUAUUUUAUUGAUGUUUUAUCACAAUUAAUUGCUUCUAGCACUGGUAUACAUGAACAUGUUGGACAAGUAAGUGGCUAUAUGAUUGAUCCACGAUUUAUUGGAGCAAAAUUACAAGAAGGUAAAGAAAUGCAAAAUAUUCAAACAUAUACACAAAUACUUCUAUUAACUGUUAUUACUGGUUUACGUAUGCCUGGAAUAUUAGAAGAUUGGAGUCAUUUAAUAGACCAUGAUGAACAUUAUCAUAAAAAUUUAAAGAAUUAUCAAGAUUUUAAAUAUCAAUUACAAAAACUAUCGGAAGAUAUUGAUUCUCGUAACAAAAUAAGAAAUUAUCCAUUUGAAUCGUUUAAUCCAAAAUAUAUUGAAUGUUCAACAUCUAUUUAA